AUGACCGCACAUCUUCUCCAGCUCGAGCAACUAGCAAAGGCCCUCACAAAGGUGCCACUGGAGCUAACGAACCACAUGAUCAGACUGAAGAGUGGUAUUCGUAUAACUCCACUGCCAGGUAUUAGUAGGCACAAGGUCAAGAAGCCGGCUACCAGCACAUCAUACUACUUCGGCGGGCCCGAAGGUAUCGAAGCUGAGCCCGAAGUCCUCGAUGAUGAAUGGGAAAUUCCGUCCAAAUCGAAGAAAGUAUCAAAGAGGACGACGGUCACCACCCAGGAUCCGAAGCCAGCUGAGACAACAAUACCAGCCCCAAUCACUGACAAAGAAGAGGCUGAUAUUCUCGGCAACUUCGACACGUUCAAGCAAACCAAGAAGGAGAAGUGGCACGAGGUGCAAGAGACUGCCGCUCAGAACGAGCGUAUUGCUAAGCGACCUCCUAUCUCAAAGACAAGCCGAGAUGGCGCCUCAACGCCUGCUGAAGGUGGCAAGCCUAGUGCAACUGAAAAGGAACGGUCGGCUCAUGAUCCCUGGGUACAGCUUGCUGAACGAGAGCAAGCCCGCCAAGCCCGUCGAUCCAGCACUGGAGCAGACACGCCGACUUACCCAGCCGAUGCGGACUCGACUGGUGUCUGGGACCAGUGGGAUGAUGUGAGGAAGAAACCCGCGAAGAAGGGCAUUACCCGCCGUGAAUCAUAUCGCGAGCCUUAUGUUGACUCGACCGGGCGCCCAGCUGUACCCCCGGUUAUCAUCCACAAACACAACGAUCCAAAGCCCGGCGACAGGCGCCUGACACGACGAGAGAAGGUUGAGGGAUCGAUGAGAAGCCAGGCUCUUGAUGAGGAUGGGCGGCGCCAUGUCCGAGUGCGCGUUGAACAGCCUCGUCUCGCAACUGAUAGUGAUAGCGCGGACUCAACCAAAGUUAGGCAACUAGAAGAGGACCUCGAGGAGGCAGAGAAGGAAGUCGAUGCAGAGCUCGAAGCUGUCAAGAGACGCCAGAAGGAGAUUUCGCCAAAGAAAGCAACCGUCACUGAUCCGGGCCCAGAUGAGCUUGAUAGCGAAAAAGAGGAAUUGUCUUCCAAGAGCAAGGGCAAGACGCCAGCAGCAGCAGGACGCAGCAAGCCGGAUCCCCUAGAGCCGCCGGAGCCGGGGAUCUCACGGAAACCAACCGUAACGGAUGCGGAGAGCAGUGAUGAGUGA
Phaeoacremonium minimum UCRPA7 is the source of this 1197-nucleotide messenger RNA. RefSeq lists its product as hypothetical. NCBI's taxonomy places the organism in Eukaryota, Fungi, Ascomycota, Sordariomycetes, Togniniales, Togniniaceae. The transcript has 4 exons. The record is from RefSeq and is a predicted model, not a curated record. The coding region runs from base 1 to 1197 and encodes 398 amino acids.